AUGUGGACACAUCUAUGUUGUAUUCUAAUCGCGUUCAUUCUUUUUUGGACACAAGAAUUUAGUUAUGCAAAAUGGUCAAUUGAUAAGUUUUCAUCUUCAAAAUCAAACCAUCGACAAGCGGAAGAGCAUUUAUGCAUAUUCGAUUGUGAAUUUACUAUACCUUUCGAUGCUCCUAUGCUCAUACCGACAAAUUGCCGACAGGAGUCAACAACAAACGCGUGUGAAAUUGAUGUUAAAAUAGAACUUAGCUUAAAUUACACGGUAUUUACUUUCCCACAAAACACCAUCAGUUUAAUCAUCAACGAAGAACCUAUUGAUAGCUACUCAAUAGAUCUAGUCGAUUUCUAUUUUGCUGAAAAGUUAAUUGCAUAUUCGCUGGCAUACAAAUGCUCCUAUGGUGAUCAAUGUGAAUGGAAUUAUGUUCAAAAUAAACUUCAAGGUAUAAUCAAUCAAGAUUAUCAAACAUUGUUUGAUUCUUUAUCACCAUUGAUUUAUAAUGAUAAACCUGAAUCGAAUGUCACCCACUGUUACUCGCUCGAUGAACCAGUUGACUGUCAAAGUGGCGUUUGCGACUUUACACAAGCACUCGACACUGAAACGUUCCAGCUAGUGAAUAUUCGAGAAUGUCUAAUUUUCAGCGAACCAAAAAUUAUCUUCGGUCAGUAUCGAAUUUCACCCGAUCCAGUAAAUUUCACACACGAUUAUUUAUAUUUUGCAUGUAACAUCAAUGAAUGUAAUAGUCAUGCAAAUGAACUUACCGUCAAAGAUUUGAUCAAAUUUACCUAUCAAAGUUCGGUUGCGACAAUGUAUAAACACUAUGUAUAUCCUAUUUUAACUUUCUAUUUCAUUCUAUCGUGUCUGUAA
Adineta ricciae is the source of this 864-nucleotide messenger RNA. NCBI's taxonomy places the organism in Eukaryota, Metazoa, Rotifera, Eurotatoria, Adinetida, Adinetidae. The record is from the annotation of a GenBank genome assembly.